This is a messenger RNA of Pecten maximus, 2221 nucleotides long. Its product is annotated as vesicle-associated membrane protein 4-like. Lineage: Eukaryota; Metazoa; Mollusca; Bivalvia; Pectinida; Pectinidae. The record is from RefSeq and is a predicted model, not a curated record. Gene Ontology annotation, biological process: Golgi ribbon formation; vesicle-mediated transport. Gene Ontology annotation, cellular component: membrane. The transcript has 8 exons. Bases 243 to 587 code for a protein of 114 amino acids.
CCGAACGCACGUGGGAUUACAAUCGAGAGCCCAACUUCCUGCUGGACACAUUUGCAGUUGUCAAAUGUUUUAUUUUCUUUCGUUGUCCUCAAUAUUAUGACUUCUUCAACAGAUCUGACAAUAGUUUAAGUCUAUCGCCUGAAUAAACAAGAUGCCUCCAAAAUUCGUUCGUAAUCCUGGCAGUGGUGACUAUGCUACUUCUAGAAGUGCCGAAACUAGGGCUUUGCUAGAGGCUGGAUCAGAUGAGGAAGAUUUCUUCUUACAAGGCCCCUAAUGUGAAAACCAAUUCCCUGAGGGAAGACCCCAAUAUAAACAGACUCCAGAAUCAAGUUGAUGAUGUUGUUGGCAUUAUGAAGGAUAAUAUGGGAAGAGUGAUUGACCGUGGCGACCGCCUGGAGGAUUUACAGGACAAAUCUGAUAGUUUGGCCAGUAACUCUGAUCUAUUUCGUUCGCGUUCACGUGACCUGAGAAAAAGCAUGUGGUGGAAAAACUGUAAGAUGAAGAUUAUCUUGGCGCUGGUGAUUGUAGUUAUACUGGCUGUGAUAAUCAUUCCUAUCAUCAUGAGCCACACGGGAAACAACGAGUAGCGGAGUCUUGGUAGCUGGACAGUUGUGAUUGUGAGGGGUGGUUUUUGAGAGCUGGUGGAGGUGUGCUGGAGGGCUUUGGAUCUGCUAUCAACAUUACAUUGCCGGAGGAAAGGUGGGGCGACACUCACCUUAUCUAGGUUACCUCCCUUCCCCAGGCAUCCAAACUGUUUAUACGCUUUAUUUAAAUGUGAAUUUCGUAAAUUUGUAAGUUGGCCAUAUCACAUGUUAAGACUUUGUCCUUUUCUGUUGCUUCUACUGAAAUUUGUAAUUUCAACUGUAUUUUCAAGAUGAAAUAUCCAUAGUCAUGAUAGUUCUAUUACUGAAUACAUGUGGAUAUUACCCUGUAAUUCUAUGGAUGUUACCUCGUAAUACUGUGGGCGUUACCUUGUCAUUUCCCCUUGUCAGUCUCUGGGAGUACUGUGCAAUUCUCCACUAUAAUUAUAAACACAAAUAUAUAUAUAAAUUGAAGGUGUAUAUUUCGUAUGAGUGAUUAUGAAAUAAUUAGAGAUGUAUAUUUUUUGUCGGUGCGUUUAAUAUUGUAAAUCCUCGGGUGAGAAUAUUGAAUCGACAUCAAAAUUUUUGUUGUAGAUGUCGCCCCUAUGUAGUUUUAAUUAUCACCAUUUUAUGUCCCGUGGUCCACUGUUCGUACUGUUUAUGUGGUUAAUAUGUCAUAUUGUUGCGCUAUCUUGUUAGGCUUUAUAAAAAUUGUGUUGACUCGAGAUCAAACUUAAUUAUUACAUUAUAUUUUAUAUCGACGAGUGUAAUUGUUCGUUAUAUUGUUCUGACGAUUGUAUAACAUAAGUACAAGUGUCUAUUUGACGAUUGUGUAACUUAAGUACAAGGCUUUAUUUGACGAUUAUGUAACUUAAGUGCAAGUGUCUGUUUGACGAUUGUCUAACUUAAGUACAAGGCUCUGUUUGACGAUUGUGUAGCUUUAUUUGACGAUUGUGUAACUUAAGUACAAGGCUUUAUUUGACGAUUGUGUAACUUAAGUACAAGGCGCUUAUGUAACUCAUAUGACGAUUAUGUAACUUAAGUACAUGGCUCUAUUUGACGACUGUGUAUCUUAAGUACAAGUGUCUAUUUGACGAUUGUGUAACUUAAGUACAAGGCUUUAUAUGAAGAUUGUGUAACUUAAGUACAAGUGUCUAUUUGAUGAUUGUUACAGCUUUAUGUCAAUUUCCCGACUUUCUUAAUUUUCACAAUUACAUUUACUUUAACUGAUAAGAUGUAAAGUAGCAGUUUGAUUUCUUUAAGAUUGAUUUCGUAACUUGAUGUACUUUUAUUAUGACAUUUAUGACAUCUGACCACAUUAAUUUCAGUUGCCAUCGCUAAUGAAUAGCUUUAAUUUGACGAAGUCAUAAUAUGCCGUUGGAGUCUAGAUUCGCACAUGUAUUUUCGAUUUUACAUUUAAUUAAUUUGAUAAUUUAGAACAAAUUGUAAUGUAUAUAUGGAGUAAUCGCCUAGUAAUGUGACUGCCUGGAACAUAGAGAACACUUGUUCUAAAACAUUGUUUACCGCUGCUGUCUGAGGAAUGUCAGGUCACAUGAAACAUUCUAUCACGUUGUUGAGCGUUUUGAUAUAAAUACAUGAUGUAGUUCAUUUGAUACACCGACAGUAAAUAAGAAACAUAA